Molecule: messenger RNA, 2378 nt
Organism: Sclerotinia trifoliorum
Lineage: Eukaryota; Fungi; Ascomycota; Leotiomycetes; Helotiales; Sclerotiniaceae
Source: the annotation of a GenBank genome assembly
AUGCCUGUAACUACUAGAUCUAAAUCUAAAAGAUGUCUCUCAUCUAUUCCAAAUGAUGUAGAGUUACAUCUUCCCAAAACUUCUUAUCCGCAAAAGCUUGUUGGUUCUCCAAAACCUCGUCAGCCAAAUCGAUUGUUAAACCAACGCCGUAAAAAACGACCGAAAAAGCCGCUUCUGCCAGGACCAAAACCAAAACAAGAAUCAUCCAAAUAUCACUGCCAGAAGAAAGACGAGUUGUCCUCAACAAAUACAGACUUUUCAUCUCCAAGCCUACCUCCUAACACUUUCACCCACUUCUUUUGCCAAAAGUGUAAUUGCCAACAAGGAGUCUUUACCUCCCUUGUUGAUAGUUGUACCAACUGUAUGCAUCAAUUUGACGACCAUCACGAUAUGGAAAAUCCUUGGAACCCUGUUUGUGAUUACCUUUGCGAGAGACAGGAUCUUGUUACCUCGAUUAUGCAGAGACUUUUAAAUACAAGGGUUGUGGUUAUCCGUGCUACGCCUUUUGUAGGCAAGACAGUUCUUCUUAUGCUACUAGGUUAUCACAUACUUCAGGAGUACAGGGAUCUAGAACCAGUAUUUAUCGAAUGGGAGACUAGAACAAACCGUAAUAAUCUUCCAUUUGAGGAGUAUCUUGAAAGCGAAGCAUCCAAGUGGAAAUCAAAAAACGCCAAAUUUCGGCGUUUUCGCAAUCCUGCAGCUAGAAAGGUAUUCCUGAUUGACGAAGGCCAAAAUUCAUACGAGGAACAACAGUUUUGGCAUCAAAGUUUGAAAAAUCAUAGUACCAGCUCGCAAUCACUUUUCGUCCUUGUCUGUCUUUACGGCAUUUCAGGCAUUUCCGCAGCUCACGAACCGGGAAUCGCAUCUCAAGCUCUUCUUGUGGAUUUAUUUCAACGUGUCGAACUCCGUCCAUCUGCAAAUAAUAAUCUACACAUACUCUUUACACCAAAAGAAACAUCUAUUAUGGUGAUGAAGUGGGCUACAGUGCAGAACUUUCAACUUGAGAAUGGUAUGUUUGAAUAUCUUCAUGCUACUACUGAUGGCCAUCCGGGCGUACUUGACACGAUCUUGGCUUAUUUGAAACUUCGUUUCACCAAUGUAAGUUAUAUUCCUAUAUAUCUUCACUAAAAUGUAGUUAAUUCUAAUGAUAUCUGAUAGCUUCCGGACAGCAUUCGUCGUACACGAUCAUGGUCGCCUCAAUUAUGCCGUGGUCUUAUUGCCGAAGACAGUGGUUUCAUAAGUGAAUUAAAUAUAUGGGGGAGAGGAUUUUGGACGUUUAGAUCAGAGCUUCAAGUUAAAAAGUAUCUUGGACACCCUCUUUACAGCCAUAUCCCAUUUUUCAGAGUGAAAGCGGCAUUGCGCAAAGUAGCAGAGCUACUGCAUGGUUACAACCUACCGGAUGGAGAGUCUAGUGAUGCUUUUACCUUUUGCUACAAGAUGGGUUUACUGCAUACCGAGCAGCCAUACCCUGGAAGACAGGAUGUCACCUAUACCUUUGCUUCCCCAAUACAUCGAAGGUAUAUGAAAUCCUUUAUCCAUAUUAAAUUUGAACCCAUAUUGACUAUAGAUACCAGGUAUGCGUAUCACCGUCUUUUCCCAGGCCCGGAACCAGGCACUCGUUUGGAUAAAAUGACCCUAAGGCAAGCCUGUCUCAAUGUCAUCGAAAGGUUUAGUCCAUCUGUUUUACAAGUACGAUCUCCAAAAUCUCAAAGCAGUUGGGGAAUUCCAGAAGCGGCUUUUCAAAACGAGAUAUAUUGCUGUUUUAGUCAUGAGCUUAACAAUAUAGAGAUUCUUUCUGAAUAUUCUUAUACCAAAGAUGGAAGAAUAGAUUUUUAUGUCUUAGAUAAGAGAUGGGGCAUAGAAAUACUUCAGUCUGGAAACAAGAAUAAAAUGGAAGAACAUCUGGGUCGAUUUCGAAUUGGAGGGAAAUAUCAUGGAUGGGGUAUUCUCGAAGAUUAUAUCGUCCUUAAUUUCUGUCCAAAGUCAACAGUUCAAGCUCUCGAAAUCAAAGGUAAUAACACUUCAUUCAUUUCAAACCCGACUCAAGAUCUAACACAGAAUCCUUUUUAGAUCCCGAUAUUCAAUCACAUAUUUUGCAAAUCGCUAUCAAUUCGAAUGAAUACACUGCAGAAGUAUACACCUAUGACAAUAAACUACAGACAACAUUACAUUUGAGCAAGGGACGGCAGCGAUCACAUGAUGCAGACUGCGAUUGGGAUUCUGAUGAAUCGGAUGUUUAUACAGCUCUGUGUGAUUCAAAAAAAUUGGAGAAAGAGGCUAAGCAACGGAUGCAAGAAUUGGAGCAAGAGAAGCAGGAAAUGCAACAAGAGAUGGAACAAAAAAUAUUUCAACUGCAAUUACAACUUAAUCAGAGAUGA